Staurois parvus is the source of this 507-nucleotide messenger RNA. The record is from the annotation of a GenBank genome assembly. NCBI's taxonomy places the organism in Eukaryota, Metazoa, Chordata, Amphibia, Anura, Ranidae.
GCAACGGGCCCCCGGGCGGGGCGGCAGGCCUCAGGCCCCCGGGCGGGGCGACAGGCCUCGGGCCCCCGGGCGGGGCGACAGGCCUCGGGCCCCCAGGCGGAGCGGCGGGCGCCGGACCCCCAGGCGGAACUACAGGUCUCGGGCCCUCAGGCAGAGCGGCGGGCGACGGACCCCCAGAUGGGAGCGACAGGUCUCGGGCCCUCAGGCAGAGAGGCGGGCGCCAGACCCCCAGAUGGAGCGACAGGUCUCGGGCCCUCAGGCGGAGCGGCGGGCGCCAGACCCCCAGAUGGAGCGACAGGUCUCGGGCCCUCAGGCGGAGCGGCGGGCGCCGGACCCCCAGAUGGAGCGACAGGUCUCGGGCCCUCAGGCGGAGCGGCGGAGCGGCGGGCGCCGGACCCCCAGAUGGAGCGACAGGUCUCGGGCCCUCAGGCGGAGCGGCGGGCGCCGGACCCCCAGAUGGAGCAACAGGUCUCGGGCCCUCAGGCGGAGCGGCGGGCGCCGGACCCC